Molecule: messenger RNA, 3753 nt
Organism: Diaporthe amygdali
Lineage: Eukaryota; Fungi; Ascomycota; Sordariomycetes; Diaporthales; Diaporthaceae
Exons: 3
Coding region: 1-3753 (1250 amino acids)
Molecular function (GO): ATP binding; ATP hydrolysis activity
Source: RefSeq, a predicted model, not a curated record
AUGGCGGUUACUAGGGAAUCAGUGCUUCAGAGCCCAACCUCUGAAGCAACCAAGCAGUCACUCCCCCCAAAUGGUGUAGAUCUCAGUUCAGGGCAAUUUGCGCUGAACACAUGUGUGGAGGUGUACUGCGAAGACCACAAAAAUACAAAGGCUGUCCUCAGAUUGUCUGGCACAUUUUCUGUCGAAUUUAGUCAGGAUGCAGGGCUCGUGCAACGCGACACCACGCCUCGUCUAUAUACUACGGCUCUGCAAAAUGCCCUUUUCAAAGGCGCCGUGCUGAAGCUCAGUUCAGAGUGUGACCAAAAGAUUGAUCAAGAUCACUCCGAUUGCUCUUCAACUUCAGAUAUGAGCCUCAGUGCCUCAAGUGAAGAUACUGUCGCUACCUCGGACACGCAGGACAGCUCCAGCGAUGUCGCUUCGGCGGAGGAUCCAAGCAGUGCAGGCAGCCCAUUGGAGAAGUCCAAAGACGAUGGGCUGGAAAAUCAAACUGGAGCUGACGGAGGAAAUCAAGUCGCCAAUUCGAAGCCAAGCCUCAUCAUUCCUUCCGAGAAAGAAUCAGGCGAAGAGAUCCAAGAAACCGCUGCCAAAGAAUCUUCGCAAGCCGCGGCUCCAAGCACUGAGCAAGCAAAAUCCGAGGAGGUCUUCGUCGAAGCGACACAAAAGGCCAUACAGUCGGCCGAGAAACUCGAGCUGGACUUCAGUCGUGUGUCGGAAUCCGCGUCGCAUCCCAGAACCACGAACGAUGCUUCAACACUCAGCGUAGCUAAGAAAUUAAGCAAAGAGGCCAAGACUCAGCGGUCUGCAGCACUGAAGAAGAAGAGAGAAGAAAGGAAAAAGGAGCAUGAGGAGCAGGUCGAGGACUUGAUGGAGGAGAUCGCUCAUCAGCGCGAAGUCCUCCGAUCGCGUCGAGACCAGAAGAAGCAAAAGCAAAAGCUACAAGCGCUUCAGAAGCAACUAGAACGUCUGUGCAAGAAGGAGGUCGACGACGAUGACUACGAAACAAGUGGCGACGAGGAGGAUGUAGACGAAGAGAAAUCGGCAGAGAAGUCGGAGCCAUCAUCCGAGAACUUGGAUGACAAAGACGAAAAGGCCAACGACGAUGUUUCAGCCACGGAGGAGCCUGACCCAUCAGCAGCUGACGAGAAAGGGAGCGUUGAGGCCGAAGAUCCAAACGCCUGGCCCGUUGUCAGCUCCAAAGCGAAGCAGGAAUGGGAGACCCGGAAAAAGUCAAGGGAUGAAGAAAACAGUCAUCUAGACGGAAUUAUGGAUUUCAUCGGGCUCGAGUCUGUCAAGGCGAAGAUGCUCGAGAUCAAGACUCUGGUUGAUACUUCUCGGCGCCAGGACGUCAAUCUCAGUAAAGAGAGAUUCAACACGGUCUUGGUGGGCAACUCUGGAACCGGAAAGACAACAUUGGCCAAGCUGUACGCCAAAUUCCUCUCAUCACUUGAGCUUGCCGACGACUUUUUGGCGACGACUUCCGGCUCAAAACUGGUGUACGAGGGUAUCAACGACCUCAAGAAUUGUAUCAGCCAGAUCGACGAGAGAGGCGUCGUCAUGAUAGACGAUGCUCAUAUUCUCCGUCCUGAUAUCAGCAGCACAGGCCGUAAAGUGCUCGACUAUCUCGUUACUGAGAUGGACAGGCUACAAGGCAAUGUCAUCUUUAUCUUCACCGGAUCCGGCAAGGACAUGGACACAUUCAUGAGCCACAACCAAAGCUUGCAGAGUCGGAUCCCAUUCACAAUCAGCUUCGAUGACUAUCAGGAUACGGAGCUACUUCAAAUCCUUGAGAAGCAGCUUCACGAAAAGUUUAAUGGCAAAAUGAAGGUUGAUAAAGGCGUGAACGGUCUGUACAUGCGCAUUGUAGCCCGACGAAUGGGGAGAUGUCGUGGACCGUCCAACUUUGGGAACGCCCGGGAGGUCGAAAAUACACUAUUGCGAAUGUUGUUCAGACAGGCUGUCCGACUGGAAGAGUGCCGCAAAUCGGACAAGGAGGCCGAUGACCUUUUCCUCACAAUGGAGGAUAUUGUGGGCCCUCCGCCGUCCACGGCUCUGGAGAGCAGCAAGGCGUGGAAGGAUCUUCAGGCGAUGGUUGGACUCAAGUCCGUUAAAGAAUCUCUCAAGGCACUGGUGCAUCGACUGCAAAUCAACUACGACCGUGAGCUUGCUGAGAAGCCCGUCGUCGACUGCCCUUUAAACAGAAUCUUCCUCGGCAAUCCUGGCACUGGAAAGACGACUGUCGCCAAGCACUACGGACAGAUCAUGGUCGACAUUGGGCUGCUCACUGACGGAGAAGUUGUGGUCAAGAGCCCAGCUGACUUUAUCGGAGAGUAUCUCGGUGAGUCUGAGAACAUCACGAAGAGAAUACUCGCAUCCACAAGGGGCAAAGUCCUCAUUAUCGAUGAGGCUUAUGCGCUUAGCGAUAGUAGCGAUGAGUCGAAUGAGCACGGAUCUGGGAAUAUCUACAAAACAGCCAUCAUUGACACCUUGGUCGCAAACAUCCAAGGUGCUCCCAAUGAGUGUAUUUUGUUGCUUGGAUACCGAGACCGAAUGGAAAGAAUGUUUCAGGCAUCGAACCCAGGUCUGAGCCGCAGGUUUCCAAUGUCGUCUGCAUUCGAAUUCGACGAUUUCACAGACGAAGAAUUGCGAGAAAUCCUCGACUUGAAGCUCAAGGAUCAAGGUUUCACGGCAUCCGAUAAAGCCAAGAGUGUUGCUAUGGAGGUCCUCUCGCGAGCACGGAAUCACCGCAAUUUCGGGAAUGCUGGCGAGAUCGACAUAUUGUUCAGCAGAGCUAAAGAGCUGCAGCAGGGCCGACUCGCUUCGUGUACCGACGAGUAUGAUCCGUUCUUGCUGGAAUCACAAGACUUUGAUGCCGAUUUUGAGAGGCCUACUCAUGCUGAAGUCCGCAUUCGAGACUUGUUCAAGGACUUCGUUGGUGCCGACGAUCUUGUUGAAAAGCUUGUGGGCUACUCACGCAUGGUACAAAAUGCAAAGGCUCUGGAGAUGGAGCCGCGCUCGCAAAUUCCCUUCAACUACCUCUUCAGAGGUCCUCCUGGCACUGGUAAGACGACAACAGCUCGGAGAAUCGGGCAAGUGUUCUACGAUAUGGGGCUGUUGGCCACCAAUCAAGUAUACGAUUGCUCGACAACAGACCUCAUCGGAGAAUUCCUCGGCCAAACGGGCCCCAAGACACAAAAGGUCUUCCAGCGAGCUCUUGGAAAGGUUCUCUUCAUUGACGAGGCGUAUCGUUUUAAUGAUGACAACAAUUUCGGAAAAGAGGCUCUUAUUGAGAUGCUAAAUCUCCUGACGAAAGAGGCAUACAAGAACAAGCUUGUAGUCAUUCUCGCUGGGUACAAUGACGACAUUAACAAGCUCUUGAAAGUCAAUGCUGGAUUGGGCAGUCGUUUCCCAGAAGUGAUCCAGUUCGAGAGCCUCAAGCCCAAAGACUGCGUCCAGCUGUUUGUCCAACGCCUCGAAGAGCAGAAACUGGACGCAAGUGCCGUGAAGCCAGCUCCAGUCAAAGGCAAGCUACAGAGCGCCUUUGAAAGGCUUUCUGCAUUGCCAGAUUGGGGAAACGCCAGAGAUGUCGACGCACUGGCGAAGGCAGUCUUCGGUAGAAUAUUGAAGGAUUCCAGCGCUGAAAAGCCUGAGCUGGUGGCCAAGGUCGACGCGGUCGACGCGGAAGUUGACGCAAUGAUUACGGAAAGAGAGCAGAGAAACGGGGAGUCCUGCCCCGUGACACAUCUUUAUCUAUAG